Messenger RNA from Trifolium pratense (red clover), 1676 nucleotides. RefSeq names its product SWR1-complex protein 4-like. Gene Ontology annotation, cellular component: NuA4 histone acetyltransferase complex; Swr1 complex. Gene Ontology annotation, molecular function: transcription corepressor activity. Gene Ontology annotation, biological process: chromatin remodeling; DNA repair; negative regulation of transcription by RNA polymerase II. The transcript has 16 exons. NCBI's taxonomy places the organism in Eukaryota, Viridiplantae, Streptophyta, Magnoliopsida, Fabales, Fabaceae. The coding region runs from base 268 to 1560 and encodes 430 amino acids. The record is from RefSeq and is a predicted model, not a curated record.
AUUGAGAAUGAUGGAUUGUGAACCUUCUUACUUCUUGAAUAUUUUUUUUAGGUUUUUUUUAAAAAAAAAAAAAAAUGUAAAAUCCAAAGCACGUUUUUUUUAGUUAAAUAAACAGCGAUUCUGUGGAGUGGUACGACGUCGUAGGAUCGGAAGUUGUUUAUAACAGUUAAAAAAGUGAGAGGGAAAAGUGGAGAAGCGAUUUUCUUCAUCAUCUUCUCCAAUCCAAUGCAAGCUUAUUCGUUCCAGUUUCUGAUUCACAAACCCUAAAUGGAUGCGAAAGAUAUCCUUGGUUUACACAAAAACUCAUUCCCAUCUUCUCUUGAAAAAAAAUCUCGACCUCCCAAAGAAUCUCACAGAAAACCAGAUGGCAUUUCACGCGAGGUUUAUGCUCUUACCGGUGGAAUGCCACCUCUUAUGCCUUCCAUUCAUUCAUCCCAAUUGAAGAAAAAACCUCCUCCUCCCGAAAAGGUUACUUGGCAAUGGCUUCCUUUCACCAAUUCUGCUCGUAAAGAUGAUCUUCAUCUGUACCAUUGGGUUCGAGUAGUCAAUGGUGUUCUACCGACUGGGGACUACUCUUUUGCCAAGUAUAACAAGUCUGUUGACAUUAUUAAAUACACAGACGAGGAGUAUGAAAAGUAUUUGACAGAUCCUAUGUGGACCAAAGAGGAAACAAAUGAACUAUUCGAUUUGUGUGAGAGGUUCGAUCUCCGUUUUGUUGUGAUAGCUGAUAGGUUCCCAUCAUCUCGGACUGUAGAGGAGUUAAAGGAUCGAUAUUAUAGUGUGUUGCGGGCUAUAUUACUUGCUAGGGCUGCAUCUUCUGGGGACGUUGCAACACAUCCUGUCAUUAAGGAUCCAUAUAAUGUUUCACAAGAAAUGGAGCGAAAACGGGCACUGUCCAUGGUCCUCUCUCAAACGAGACAACAAGAGAAAAGAGAUGAAGAGGUUCUUAUUGAAGCAAAAAGAAUAGCUGAGUUACGGAUGGCUUCUAAGGUUACUGAACAGUCUCAAUUGGUUGUUGCUUCAAAUGCUGAUGCAGAAGUUACAGAGGGGGCUGUCCCUGGUGAAACUAUAACUCCAUCGAAUGUGCAACUUACACCAUUUACAGAUAAUGCUUCUACUCUAGCUUCUCUUCGCAUGCUUCGUGUAUAUUUGAGAACAUAUGCACUUGACCAAAUGGUGCAAGCAUCAAACUCAUCUGCUGGAGUUCGGACUAUCAAACGAGUUGAGCAAACAUUGCAAGAUCUUGGGGUCAAUUUGAAGCCAAGGGUUCCUACAAAAGCUGUUUGUGCAGAGCAUCUUGAACUAAGAAAAGAAAUACUAACAUGGCUGAAUCUCCAGAAACAGGUGCAAUAUAAAGAGGCUGAAGGUUCAUCUUUCCGUGAUGGGUCCUACAGUGAACCACCAGGCACACCAAAGGAUCGAACAUUUACUCUCGACUCGAUCAAUUUUGGAGUUUCAAGCGAAAGGGUUGUGAAAAAGGACCAAAAACGCAAGGCGCAUGGAACUCCACCUACUGCGGCUCAUAAAAGACCUAGAAAACAAAAGGCCUCAGAUUUUUAAUUCCUGUGGUGCGAUGAGGAAAGGUGUUUCAAUUUGUUUAAUUCAUUUUUAUAUCUGUCUUGUGGAUAUUCAUAUGGAAAAUAUUUAUUAUAUCAGAAAUAUAAAAAUGCAAUUCA